AUGGCGAUCCGCAACUACCUACCACCAUUACCGGCCUUCCUGUUCUCGACCUUAGUCGUCGGGGGUCUGGCCGCCAAGACUUUACAUAUUGGCCUUCACUUCAGCUCCAUCCCUUUCCUAUACCUCGUGCUAUACUCUCCCACUCUCAUUUUACCCGAUAUCCUCAUCAUAUUGUUCGUCCGCAUCUUACUACAAUUCCCUGCGCCAGAAACGCGCCUUCAAUGGGUCUCAACAUGUCUCGGCGGUGUCCUCUCUUUACUAACAUGGGGAGCCUCAUCAAUCCAAUUUGGUUUCUUCAUGCAAACAGGUGCCGAAGUCGCCUGGUCCGCAGGUGGUAGCUUCCUCAGUGACCCCGCCGCCAUGAAGAUCUUAUUGAGUGGCAUCUCCACGGUUUCCGCCGCCGGCACCGCCCUCGGCCUCAUUGCGUGGUUGAUUCACGCCUAUCUCUAUGCUUUGACCGGUCUGGCUUUGCAGGGCGUCCGCGACUUGUUCCUCGGCACAUAUAAAGCACGCUACACUCUCCUUUCCGCUCCUAAUAAGUCAUGGAUGGCAUCCAUUGACCUUCGAUCGGCCCGUCGUGUGGCGCUUAUUACCGCCGCCCUGGUUUCGUUGUUAUUCCUAGAAUUAUCACGACCUGCGAUUCCUUACGAUCAUCUUUCUGGCGCCUUGCCUUUAACCUUACUAGAUGCACUCCACCAUAAGACUAGUACCGCAGAAGGCUGCCGUAACCCCGCAAAGCCUUUCCCUCUCUAUUAUGUGGGUGAACAAAGCUCUUUGGCAGAUGGCUGGUCACGACCUGCAUGGCUUCCACAAGUUGCGCCAUCGGGAUUUAGUCGUUGGGACAAGGACCCUGCGCAACGGGCCGAGGAGGAUAACCCAUCUUACUUUAUCUGCGAUGGGGGUGCGGAUGGUUUCUUCAACCCGAAGGCUGACCCGCUCAAGAUCUCCAAUCUGGGUGAUGAUAUAUAUGAGCCCCUACAAAAGGCUUUCAAGGAGCACUCGGUCCAGAUUGAUAAUGUCGUAUUGGUGACCCUGGAGAGUGGACGGAAGGAGAUGUUCCCCAUGCAGCAGGGUACCCCCAUGUUUGAUGGCCUUCUCGCCUCUCACCAAGAGAACAAGAGAGAUGAAGCAACUGAUCGUCUAGUUACGAUGACCCCGAUUGCGCAGAUGUUAACCGGCGAAUAUGUGAGCGAUUCCAAGGGCGAGAGAGUGAAUUUGACCAUGGCAAAGUGGCAAGAUCCCGCGGAAGAAGGCAUGGGAGGACUGAAUGUUCGAGGCGCACUCACAGGCAGCUCUCUGACAUUCAAGAGUAUUCUCGGUAGUCACUGUGGUGUUCAUCCUCUACCGGUGGACCUUUUAGAGGAAUCUAUGCUCGAGAUUUACCAGCCUUGCCUGCCCCAACUGUUCGAAUUGUUCAACCAGGUCAAGUCACCAAAAUCGCCGGUGCCCAUCAAAUCUCGAUCCAACACAUCUUCCAGCAUCACAUCUCCCAGCAUAGACACUUUGAAGAAACCAUGGAAAUCCGUCUUCAUGCAGUCCAUCACCGAUGAUUACGAUCGUCAGAAUAUCUUGGAUGACAACAUGGGCUUCAAACACAAGGUUGUCAAGGAUACCAUCACCUCGCCUCACGCCAAGUAUCAUGCUCAGGGAGAAGAGAUCAACUACUUUGGGUACGCAGAGACGGAGUUGAAGCCUUAUGUGCGCGAUUUGUUCUAUGAAGCCGCCAAUAACAACACCCGUGUCUUCCUUUCCCACGUCACUAGCACAACGCAUCACCCCUGGAAGACACCCCGCAGGUGGCAGAAGGAGGAUUACAUGGGAGCAGUGGGCAACAUCAACCACGACCUCAUGAACAGCUAUCUGAACACUGCACGCUUCGUCGACGAAUGGCUUGGAGACAUCAUGAACCUCCUCGAGGAGACAGGUAUCGCAAACUCGACUCUAGUCGUCAUUGUAGGCGACCACGGCCAAGCUUUCGGCGAAGACAACAAAGACAUGACAGGUACCUACGAGAACGGCCAUAUUAGCAAUUUCCGCGUCCCGCUCGUUUUCCGACACCCACACAUGCCCCGAAUCAACAUCGACGCUAACGCAACUUCCCUCUCCAUCAUCCCUACCAUCCUCGACAUGCUCGUUCAAUCAAACUCCCUCGAUACCCGUGAUUCAGAAAUCGCCUCAUCCCUCCUGCCAGAGUAUCAAGGCCAAUCGCUCAUCCGCCCAUUCGUCUCAUCCGUCAAAGAAAACUCCCACCACGACGGCAAGGUUGAGAACCCCGAUGACAACUCAAAGCGCGCACCUCACAAGCACCAUGAACGUCCUCAUACCCGAUAUGCAUGGAACUUCGGCCUCAUCAACGCCGGUGGGUCUAUGAUCUCCGUCACAGCCGCUGGUCUGCCUUACAGACUUGUUCUUCCACUUCGCGAAGGGUUUGAGUACGGCUUCUCUCAUUUGGAUAAAGAUCCCGGUGAACUGCACCCUAUCAAAGCGUGGACUUUGGGGUCCCUUCUUAAGGAAGUCGAAUCCGAUUACGAUGAGGAAGCUAGUGAAUGGCUUGAAGAAGCUGAGCAAGUCGCUAAAUGGUGGGUUAAUAACCAAAUUCGAAUUUGGGGAUACCGAGAAGCUUAA
Penicillium angulare is the source of this 2625-nucleotide messenger RNA. Its product is annotated as Alkaline phosphatase-like alpha/beta/alpha. NCBI's taxonomy places the organism in Eukaryota, Fungi, Ascomycota, Eurotiomycetes, Eurotiales, Aspergillaceae. The transcript has 2 exons. The record is from RefSeq and is a predicted model, not a curated record. Bases 1 to 2625 code for a protein of 874 amino acids.